This is a messenger RNA of Danaus chrysippus (African queen), 1761 nucleotides long. The record is from the annotation of a GenBank genome assembly. Lineage: Eukaryota; Metazoa; Arthropoda; Insecta; Lepidoptera; Nymphalidae.
AUGGACGAGGCCGUAUUCAAACGCUUUGACAUCAACCAUCAACCAUCUAACGCGCCGAAUUUUGGAUUUUCUAAGGCUCUAAAUGGUUUCUUGAUGAUGAUGACUCAGAACGGAAAACUCUUGUAUAUAUCAGACAACGCGGCUGAAUACCUCGGACAUUCGAUGGAGGACCUAUUAAUUCACGGAGACAGUGUGUAUGAUGUGAUCGACAAACAGGAUCAGCAAGCUGUGAGAACAGAGCUCUCCAGGGCUCCCACUGAUGGAGAAGAUAGAGUGUUCCUGUGUCGUAUGAAUGUGGCUCGAAACGCGAGGAGACAGAUGCGGUUUGGUGAUCAAAAGGUGGUGUUAGUACGUGGUCAUUUCGUCUCCUAUCUUCCACUGUGCAGUCGUAAUGAGCCAGUCUUCCUAGCUGCCUGUACUCCUCUCGCCAUGCCAGAGACCAGGGAAUGCGUGGUGCACGGCGCCACUAACGUUUUCACUACAGUACACGCGAUGGACAUGAAAAUACUGCAUAUAGAUACCAAUAGCGAGUGGCACCUCGGCUGGGACAAAAACUCACUCCACGGAGUCAGCUGGUACCACCUCCUACAUCCAGACUGCUGUAAGGAAGCUCAGAACAAACAUCGACUUAUAACCCAGUCGGAGCAAGAGCGAUCCUGUAUCGCUUUAUUGCGGCUUCAGCGGCGUUGUGGUCAAUUCCUAUGGGUUCAUGCCGUUCUUCAGCUAAAAGACAAUCUGGAGAAUUCUCAAAGACCCGUCAUCGUGUGUACUAAUCAGGUUUUAAGUGAACAAGAAGCAGCGGUUAUGAAAGCAAAUCCUUGGCUUUAUCACUAUUAUGCGGUUCAAUCUAAACUUCAUUAUGGCUUAGCUUAUGAAGCAGCCACCAGGAUGUAUGGACCUCCCCCACCAGAUAUCCAGGUCUACCCUCCGACCAUGCAAUAUACACCGACGCCCGCAGUUUGUCUAAACGGAAACCAAGCUAUGAUGAUGCCAAAUGCUGGUCUUCAGAAUCAUAUCCCUCAAGUUCCUCCACACUUAACACCCAUUCAUUACGCUUACGAAAGACUUGAUAAUGGGCCAGUAGACUAUUCAGUUUCGCUUCAAGACAACAGGGGAUAUCAUAAUAUACGGAUUGAAGAUAUCAGGUCUCCUGAAACGAAAAGAAAAGUGAAACAGGAGGAAGAUAAAACCAGUAUACCUAAUAUAUCGCCUAGAUUUUCAUCUGCCGCUGGUGACACUUUAGUCGCGAUAGCAGCAACAACGGUGGCGACACGUAGGCCAGGCUCUAAAAAUUUUAAUAUCACUGAAACGGAGAUGAUAGAUCAAUGGAAUCCUAGUCCGACUUGGUCGGAAUCAGCUCUGCAAAAAGUUCCAGAUGUUUGUCACCAGGAGUUGAGUCCAUAUGCAAACACAACUCCUCCGACGCCUUCGGGAACACCAUCAGCUUACACACACAACUACAGCAAUGCAUUUGUCUUCGACUGGUCGCCAGAGCAAUACGUUCCUUAUACUAACAAUAGAUGUAGCACCGUAACAACAGAAAGUUCCUAUCAACAAAAUUGGAAUAGAAAUCAUAGAACGACAUUUGUUAGUGCAAAUGAUAGUUCCGCCGACGAAAGUUGUACUUCUAACAGGUUAAACCUUCCGGCGAGGGUUAGUCGGACGCCGCCGGACCAUAACUCAAGAGAAGACGAAGGCCUUAAGAGGCAAAUGGAUCAUCUUAAUCCUGACUCUCCGUGUGCUAAAAAACCAGCAUUAUAG